Messenger RNA from Gossypium raimondii (Peruvian cotton), 1642 nucleotides. Its product is annotated as RNA demethylase ALKBH9B. The record is from RefSeq and is a predicted model, not a curated record. The coding region runs from base 114 to 1442 and encodes 442 amino acids. The transcript has 6 exons. Gene Ontology annotation, biological process: mRNA catabolic process. Gene Ontology annotation, molecular function: demethylase activity; mRNA binding. NCBI's taxonomy places the organism in Eukaryota, Viridiplantae, Streptophyta, Magnoliopsida, Malvales, Malvaceae.
UCCCCUAUUUCGAACUAAAAUCUAACUUCUCUUCAAUACGUACUGUCCGUAAAUCUUUCUUAUUUCAUUGUUCUUUCUUCGGCCUUUCUUUGUUUUUUAAAGUGGCGGCACCGAUGGCCGGAGAUAUCCCCGGAAAAUUGACCGACUCCGACUCCGCCGGCCAAACUGGCACCAUCGGGUUACUGAAGACACUGAACCGCGACGAGCUUCUUGAAGUUUUAUCUCAGGGUUUUUGUCAACACUGCGAGGCUCUUUUAGAGGAACGAAUUCAUCAGCUCUUGAACAAAAGAGGUAGCGAAUCAACUGUGACCUCAGAUAUUACCCUAAUAUCAAAUCCGGUGACCGGAAAACAACUAGCUCGUACACCGCCGCCGCCGCCACCGGCGGCGAAUUCCGAUAUAUUGCUUAAUGAUGGACUUGGUGGAAGUGGAAGUACAUCCUCAGACAAUGGAUUGUCUGAAGAACAAAAGGAACAUAUUAGAUUCUCCCAAGUUGUAAGAAAAAAGGAUUUCGUUCACAUGGAGAAGAUCAACGGUAAAUCGAUGAAUGUUCUUAAAGGACUGGAGCUUCAUACGAAGGUCUUCAAUGCCGAAGAACAGAAAAAGAUCAUAGAAUGCGUAUAUAAUCUUCAAUGUAUGGGCCAAAAAGGGCAACUUAGAGAACGUACAUAUUCAGAACCGAGGAAAUGGAUGCGUGGUAAAGGUCGUGUUACGAUACAAUUUGGUUGUUGUUAUAACUAUGCAGUGGAUAAAAUCGGGAACCCGCCAGGGAUCCUUAGAGAAGAAGAAGUUGAUCCUUUACCCCCAUUGUUUAAGCAAAUGAUCAAAAGGAUGGUCAGAUGGCAUGUUUUGCCUACGAUGUGUGUUCCGAAUAGUUGUAUCGUGAACAUUUACAAUGAAGGGGAUUGUAUUCCUCCGCAUAUUGAUCACCAUGACUUUCUAAGGCCAUUUUGCACCGUGUCGUUUUUGACUCAAUGCAAUAUUCUCUUCGGUUCGAGUUUGAAGAUUGUGAGUCCGGGAGAGUUUUCAGGACCUGUAUCGAUACCUUUGCCUGUAGGAUCUGUGCUUAUUCUAAACGGCAACGGAGCCGACAUUGCUAAGCAUUGUGUCCCAGCUGUUCCAGGGAAAAGGAUAUCCAUUACAUUCCGGAGAAUGGACGAAAGCAAACUUCCAUACAACUUUUUGCCUGAUCCGGAAUUAUCAAGAAUUAAACCAUUCAUCGUCUCUCCUUCUUCAGCUCCGCAAGGCCAUCAUCAAAAGCCGGUUAUAAAUUCUUCUUUUGUUAAGGCAAUCGUUCAACAAAACCAACAUCGAAAUGAUCAAGCAAUCAAGGAUAAAUCCGAUCAAGAAGCUACUAAAACAACGAAGAAUGAUUCAUUUCUAUGUGGAAACGACGAUUUUCCUCCCCUCGGUAAAGCAAGCAAAGGCGCAUCGAGGCGAUGACAAGCUCUUUCUUUGGGAUAGAUAUUGUAACAAUUGGAUUUUGUAGACUUCUCAUUCAUACGUUCAAGACAUUAUAAGUUACAGUUUCUAGUUUCCUGCAUUUGUUUUAGCCUUAAAGGCUAUUAAAUUUUGGUUACUACAUAUAUAGGGAGGUACAUCAUUGUAAAAGUAAAGCUUAUGUAAGUUUUUUUAGUUGAUUC